CGAGGAGGAGGAGGAGGAAGAGGAGGAGGGCUCUGGAAACUGAAAGCAAUCGUUUACCACAGCUUUUGCAAGACUAGGUGGCCACCCUCUGCGAAACACCCCAACCUCCGGGCUACCAAAUGCGGCGGCGGCGGCCUCAGGAGGACCAUUCGUGCGCGCGCAGUGUUCCGCCAGGUCGCCGUUGCCACGGCCAUGAGGAGCCUCUGGUGGUGGUGGAGCGCGGCGGGACUGCUGACUCUUCUCCUCGGGGAAGCGAGAAGUAAAUAUGCGCCUUUACCGGACAUCAACAACCGCACCUUUAUCAAGCAAUACAUCGACAUCCACAACAAGUUCCGCAGCGAAGUCAAGCCCUCUGCCUCCAACAUGCUCUACAUGACAUUUGAUUUAGCUUUAGCUAGAAUUGCUAGAGCAUGGGCAAAUAAAUGUGUUUGGAAACAUAAUCCUAAUCAAAACUACCAUCCUAAUCGUAUGUUUAAGCCAACCGGAGAAAAUAUGUGGAUGGGAAGUGCAAGCAGAAAUCCAAUUAAUGUCGAGAAUCCAAUUAAAGCAUUUCACAGUGAAGUAAAUUACUAUACUUACUCUACCCAUCACUGCACCAAAGUAUGUGGACAUUAUACCCAGGUAGUUUGGGCUACUUCACACAAAGUUGGCUGUGCUGUUGUUCACUGCCGUUACAUGGAUGGAAAGGAAAAAAAUAAUAACCUUUUAGUAUGCAAUUAUGCUCCAGCGGGCAAUUACCGUGGAGUACGUCCUUAUAAAGAGGGAAAACCAUGCAGUAACUGUCCAAAAGGAGACACUUGUAAAGACAACCUCUGUAGAAAUCCUGAACGUGAGAAAGAAAACAACUUACGUUAUUCACGAUGGUAUCCACCAUUUGAAAGUCGGAUUAUAUGUGAUCCAUCUUGCAUUGCUGUUGCGGUUUUAAGGCCAUUGUUAAUGUUUCUGGCAUUUGUUGCUGUUUAUUGCUUACAGAUCUAUUAUCCAGGUUUAAGUUUUUCUAAAUAAUCUUUAACGACUUUGGUUAAUUAUAAAAUUAUAUUUACAUGAAUUUUUACAUUAUUUUCCUGUUCUAUUUUUUAAAAGUAGAUUUGGUUCAAUUCAUUAUUUUUAUGAAAUUUUGUCAAAUUCUUAAUGCUUUUUUAUUCUGAUG
This is a messenger RNA of Ahaetulla prasina, 1150 nucleotides long. Its product is annotated as GLIPR1-like protein 1. Gene Ontology annotation, cellular component: extracellular region. Bases 193 to 1005 code for a protein of 270 amino acids. The transcript has 6 exons. Lineage: Eukaryota; Metazoa; Chordata; Lepidosauria; Squamata; Colubridae. The record is from RefSeq and is a predicted model, not a curated record.